Messenger RNA from Gigantopelta aegis, 2431 nucleotides. RefSeq names its product DNA-binding protein HEXBP-like. Gene Ontology annotation, molecular function: zinc ion binding; RNA binding; double-stranded DNA binding. Gene Ontology annotation, biological process: activation of innate immune response. The record is from RefSeq and is a predicted model, not a curated record. The transcript is spliced from 5 exons. Bases 123 to 734 code for a protein of 203 amino acids. NCBI's taxonomy places the organism in Eukaryota, Metazoa, Mollusca, Gastropoda, Neomphalida, Peltospiridae.
AGUGUCGUGUGCAAAGUACAAGGAGUGGGGGGAGAAAUAAGAGUCGUGUGCAAACCAUAUACCAAGGCGCGAAAAGAAGUGAGAGGGUAGUAUUAGAGAAGUUGGAGGAGGUGUAGAUCAGUAUGUCCUCAAGUGAUACUUGUUACAAAUGUGGGAAAGGUGGCCAUUUUGCACGUGAGUGUCGGUCAGGUGGAGGUGGAGGUGGCGGUGGCGGUGGCGGCUUCCGUGGAAGGGGAAGAGGUCGUGGAGGCAGCAGUGAACGGUGCUUCAAGUGUAACCGCUUCGGUCACAUUGCACGUGAUUGCAAGAGUGGCCCCGAGCGCUGCUAUAAAUGUAAUGAACUUGGUCACAUUGCUAAGGACUGUGAAAAGUCUAUUGACUCAGGUGCCUGCUACAACUGCGGCCAGUCAGGUCAUAUUUCGCGUGACUGUACAUCAGAGAGGUCGACAAACUGUUACCGAUGCGGAGAGCAGGGCCACUUGGCUCGCGACUGCCCUGACCCACCCAAUGGCAGCAAUGCCAAGAAGUGUUACAACUGUGACGAGGUUGGCCACAUCUCACGGGACUGUCCCGGUCAGUCAGAAAAAGCUUGCUACACAUGUGGAAACACGGGCCAUUUUUCCCGAAACUGCCCAGACAAAGCUGGUGGUGGUGGCGACAUGAAGGAUGUCCAGUGCUACGGCUGCAAGAAAUACGGACACUUCGCUCGAGACUGCCCCGAGGAAGAGGACUAGAUGGUCUAAAGCUCAUGUUGCUUUACGUUUAAAUCAUUUGUUCGUGCCACAGGGAGCGUUUUUCACCCAUUUGGACAUUCGAAUAACAAUUGACAGCUAUUGCAGUUUUGUCAAUGGGGUAUACGUUCAUAUAGGCCAGGAGAGUUGUUACAAUGCCUGAUGUCUAUAUGAAUUCAGUUUUGUCACUGGCACUGUUUUUUUGUUUGUUUUUUAAGCAUAUAGUCGAGGUGUUUGUUGUUUUUGAAAUACCUAAUAACGUUUAUGUAAUUUUUAAAUUGAAAUUGUCCAGUUUUGAUGUUUACAUGAAUUUUGGAUUUUUUUUUGUAAUUGGUAGGGUUUUGCUUCCUAGAUUGGGAAAUGGCUUAAAAUUUGUUUUUUGUACUUACUAUGGAUAGAGUUUUCAAAGAAUGCAUUGUUAAAACGGCCAAUUGAAAAUAUGCGACUAUAUUGUGUUGUCAGCAUUUUUUGCAAGAGAAUCCAUAUUUUGUUUUCUUUUUUAAAUUUCAAAUUUUAUAUAACGUUUAAAAACUGGUGGUCAUGGUCUAUUUGUAGACGUGGUAUAUAGUAUAUUAAAAAUCUUGUUGGUUACAGCUGAAUGCACAACACUUAAAUGUUGUAUGCAGUAAUUUCUGUAGCAAUUUUUUAAAUGUAAAGUAGGAACCAUGUAAAUGAACUCUCUUGGGACUAAUUAGUGAUGAUACUAAAGAAUACUGUUUAAUUUUGUCCAUUAAAAAUGGGGGAUAAUAUAAAAAAAUAUAUAUUAACACUUUUUGUCCUUUGGAGAUAACAUAAAAUUUAUCAAUGCAAUUGAAAGUUUAUUAUUCAGACUGUUGGAGGGCUCAUCUUUCAUUUAUACAAAUUUGUCAAUUUUUAACCAUGUUCAAGAACAUACCUCGAACAUUGACAAAUAACCAAGGAUAGUUUUAAGUGUUGGGUCUACUUUUAAUUUUAGUAUGUGGAAUGUUUAUUUGUAUUGGAUUUUGUAACAUUAGCAUCUGUUUGAACUUCAUUGUCGGUAGGAAGGAUAUUUUGUAAUUGGUUUGGGGGUUAGAGGUUCAUUUACACUUGGGGAGUAACUUGUUCACAACAAAACAUUAAAUACUUAAGUAACCUAUUCCCCCUGUGUGUGCAUGUAUAUAUUUGUAUAUGUAAACUUUGUGGUAUUUUUUCUUUCUUUCAUUCUUGGUUUUUGCCAUCAAUUUUGGAGGGUUGAAACAUUAUGACUGAUUUAUUUGUUUACAGACCCGAUAAAAAAAAAUAAUAUUUUUUUCGCUCAAAUCAGUUUUAUUUGACAAGUAACUCAAAUCUUAAUGUAAUAGUGUGGCCCUUUGUAACUGAUGGCAAUUGCCUGCCCCUUCAUCUCUGGAAGUUUGUGAGGUCAUGCAUCAUUCCACGCUCAUCGCACUGUAUAUUUGGUUGUAAGGCAGCAUUUCACGGGAAUGACGCAUAGUGUGUGUAUCACACUUACACUGAGGUGGCUUUGUAUAUUUAUAUUUAACUAAAUAUAUUUUAUACAUAACUGUCAAAUGAAAGAUGAGUGUCUUAUGAAGUGUAUUGUACAGGUAAAACGGUUUUUGACCAUACUCGACAAGUUUUUUUUUUAAGGGCGAUUCGAAAACUAUGUUUGGAUUUUUAUCUUUUGUAUGGAAAUGCAGAUUUGAAGUUGUGGAGAAGAUAAUAAAAUUAUUUAAAAGAAA